This is a messenger RNA of Phyllostomus hastatus (greater spear-nosed bat), 4104 nucleotides long. It is a transcript of the gene ANKRD13A, whose product is annotated as ankyrin repeat domain 13A. Bases 265 to 2037 code for a protein of 590 amino acids. Lineage: Eukaryota; Metazoa; Chordata; Mammalia; Chiroptera; Phyllostomidae. The transcript has 15 exons. The record is from RefSeq and is a predicted model, not a curated record. Gene Ontology annotation, cellular component: cytoplasm. Gene Ontology annotation, molecular function: protein binding.
AAGUCGGUUCGCGAGCUGUCAGCGCGGGCGGCAACGCAGUGGGGCGCGGGGUGGGCGCGGUCGAUCGGGUCCCCGACCCGACCCCCCGACCUCCCGCGCUCCCCACACCUCGCCCACUAGGCCGCUGGGCUGCGUACCGCGCUCCUCACUCGCUCGCCUCUUUCUCUCUCGCUCCCUCUCCGGCCGCCGGGCGGGCGCCGGAGACCCCGCGGGGGCUGAGGCUUGGCAAGCGGGCGGUGAGGGCCCGGCUGCGGCCUCCUCGCCAUGUCCUCGGCCGGCGACAUCAGCGCCCACUUCCCUUUGCACCUCCUAGUCUGGAACAACGAUUACCGGCAGCUGGAGAAGGAGCUGCGGGGCCAGAAUGUGGAGGCUGUGGAUCCCCGAGGCCGGACCUUAUUGCAUCUUGCUGUGUCUUUGGGACACUUGGAAUCAGCUAGAGUCUUGCUCCGACAUAAAGCAGAUGUUACCAAAGAAAAUCGCGAGGGGUGGACAGUUUUGCACGAGGCGGUGAGCACCGGGGACCCCGAGAUGGUGCACACGGUCCUGCAGCACCGAGACUACCACCACACGUCCACAGCCCUCGAGGCGGUGCCCGAGCUGCUCCAGAAGAUUCUGGAGACUCCGGAUUUUUAUGUGCAGAUGAAAUGGGAGUUCACCAGCUGGGUGCCCUUGGUUUCCAGGAUAUGCCCCAACGACGUCUGCCGCAUCUGGAAGAGCGGCGCCAAGCUGCGCGUGGACAUCACGUUGCUGGGCUUCGAGAACAUGAGCUGGAUCCGAGGGCGGCGCAGCUUCAUAUUCAAGGGGGAAGACAACUGGGCGGAGUUGAUGGAAGUCAACCAUGAUGACAAAGUGGUCACCACGGAACACUUUGACCUUUCCCAGGAAAUGGAGCGCCUCACUCUGGACCUGAUGAAGCCAACAGGCAGGGAAGUUGAGAGGCGGCUCACAAGCCCAGUCAUUAACACCAGCCUCGAUACUAAAAAUAUCGCUUUUGAAAGAACUAAAUCCGGAUUCUGGGGCUGGAGGACAGAUAAAGCAGAAGUUGUUAAUGGUUACGAAGCAAAGGUUUACACAGUAAAUAAUGUGAGUGUGAUAACCAAAAUACGGACCGAACAUCUGACCGAGGAAGAAAAAAAGAGAUACAAAGCGGACAGGAACCCACUGGAAUCUUUGCUGGGAACUGUGGAACACCAGUUUGGUGCUCAAGGGGACCUCACCACAGAGCGUGCCACGGCAAACAACCCUACGGCCAUCACGCCCGAUGAGUACUUCAACGCAGAGUUUGACCUGAGGGACAGGGACAUCGGGAGGCCGAAAGAGCUGACGAUCCGCACGCAGAAGUUCAAAGCCACGCUGUGGAUGUGUGAGGAGUUUCCUCUGUCCCUCGUGGAGCAGGUCAUCCCCAUCAUCGACCUGAUGGCCAGGACUAGUGCUCAUUUUGCAAGGCUGAGAGAUUUCAUCAAAUUGGAGUUCCCUCCUGGAUUUCCUGUCAAAAUAGAAAUUCCCUUGUUUCACGUCUUGAAUGCGCGGAUUACGUUUGGAAACGUCAAUGGCUGCAGCACCGCUGAAGAAACUGCGUCUCAGAAUGUAGAUGGGACCACGGCCAAUUCAGCUUCCCCCACUGCAGACUUCGAGGUCGAUCAGUCCGUGUUUGAAAUUCCUGAGUCUUACCACGUUCAGGACAACGGCAAGAACGUGCACCUGCAGGACGAAGACUACGACAUCAUGCAGUUCGCCAUCCAGCAGAGCCUGCUGGAGUCCAGCAGGAGUCAGGACCUUUCAGGAUCAGCUUCGAAUGGAGGAAUCAGCCAGACACACAUGUACGACGCCCAGUAUGAGAGGGCCAUCCAGGAAAGCCUCCUCACCAGCUCCGAAGGCCUAUGCCCUAGUGCCUCAAGUGAGAAAAGCCACUUUGAUAGCGACUUGCAGCUGGCCAUGGAGCUCUCUGCCAAAGAGCUGGAGGAGCGGGAGCUCCGCCUCCGGGAAGAGGAGGCGGAGCUUCAGCAAGUCUUACAGCUGUCUCUCACUGAGAAAUAGACCUUUCUGCCCAAGGGCUGCACAAAGCAGGGGCUCCGGGCUGCACGCAUGGGUGCUACAAUGCCAGGACCCUGAGGCUGAGAGGCUGCACCUCUCCCGUGCACAGCAGAUGGCAGCUGUCCCCUUCUUUAUGCAGAGGUGCAGGACCAGGCACUCCCUGGUCCGUCCGUAACACUCCCCCGUGAAGGGGCUGGGGAUGGGCAGGCCACAUCCCCAGGCUAAGGGGAGGAGAGCCUUGUCACUUUCCAUGAGCUAUAUUGGCUUGCAGGUCACAUUUUUUCUACCAGCUUUAGAUGAAUACCCCAACCCCCCCGCAGGUCUGUAUGUUCAUCUUUACCAAGGAGUGAUAACAAAACCAGUUAUUGCAGAGUCAGGGUGCUUUUAUACAGGAGAGCAGCAGCCUUCGUAGAGUGUGGUUUGUGAGAAUUUUUGGUACUUCUCUACAGUUCUCCAAAGAAACGGACAGCCUGUGCCGAUCUGCUCUUUUGUUUUUGCCUUUGUGUACAGGGUUCCUAGGACACCAUCUCUGUUCCUCUCGCAUCUUCACCUUGUGCCAUUCCGUCCCUCCCCAGCUAGCUUCCAGGAGGAGAGGUGCACAGGAUCCCUUAGAUUAGGGUUGCCUCUCUGCAUCAAAUUAAGAUACACUAGUGACCACGGAUGUUGCCUUAGCCUUAAAACUUACUAAUAAUUUCCAACCACCUCACUUCACUUACUGAGGGGUCUGAUUUGAAUCCGUCAAGUUCCUUUGAGAGCAGGAUCCUCCCAGGCCAAAUCCAAGGCAGCUUAACCCUGGCCCCGAAGGAACAGCUAGGAGAACCUGAGCUGCAAGCGAGCAGGCUGGCCAAACUAGCAGAUAGCACAGAACCAAACCAGCGUGUGUGUGUUCCACGCCCUCUCUGCUGCGGGAUCCCCAUGCAGAGGUCCAGGAAGCCCCUCCGAGCACGCGCCCUCGGCUCGCUUGAGAAGAAGGGGUGGAAGUCGGAAAGGGAGCUGCAAAUGGAACCCAAUGGCUCUGCAUUCAAAAGGGAAAGUGAUGAUUCCAUGUUGCUUUUUAGAGUUCAACAUCUUUCUGGAUAAAUAUAUUUUUUAACAGAAUCUUUUUAUUAUUUUUAAGAGAGAGAAAAACUAUACCCAUCAGUAGCAAUACAAGGUUAUACAUUUUAACCAGAUUUUCUCAGGCCUUUUUUGGAUACCUUUAAUAAUUAACUAUUUUGUCUAACCCUUCUGUAAAUAACUGUCGCAGGACAUACAGAACCCUGGAGAAUACAGCCAGCCGGCUCUGUGUAUUCAUUCCCACAGGCUGCACUGAAAUACCCUGGUAAACAAUAUCCUCCUCUGUUUCACGUCCGUUUCCUAUCUGUUGGGCUUCUUUUGGGAGGGGAAGAGAAACAAAGCUACUGUUCCAGUUAACAUCUGUAUUACACAGUUAGCAUUGCCAGUGAAAUGUUCCUAGCCAAAAAGAAAUGUGCUUUAAAAAAAAAAGGAUUUUAUUUAUUUAUUUUUAGAGAGAAGGGAAGGGAGAGGGAAAAAAGAGAAACAUCGAUCAGUUGCCUGUUGUAGGUGCCCCAACCUGGGACAGAACCAGCAACCUAGGCAUGUGCCCUGACCAGGAAUCGAACCAGCGACCUUUUGCUUUGCCAGCGACGUCCCACCAACUGAGCCACACGGGUCAGGGCAAGAAGUGUGCUUUCGAUUCUAUGUAACCGUCUGUCUCUUUUGUCAUGGUCUGAUCCAAAUUCCUUCUCUGCACACCAGGCCAGUAUAUGCAGCAUCACAUUUGUUUCAAAUAUAUACCUUGGCAUUUUGUUUACUUAGUAUUUACCUUGAGUGAGGACACUUCUUGGGAAUGGCUGCAGUUAGGUCACAUUGUUUACUAAGGUGAACCAUAGGUAUUCUCUCAUUUGCAUUCCAUUGUUCUGCUUCCUGAUGACUUUGUCCCAGGAAGUCCAUUAAAAAGGUACUGAGCUUUUCGUCAGCCUGUCUGCAGCAUUUUUCAUGUGUGUUCACUCUCCUUUAAAAUGCAAAUAAAGACUGCUUCCUUAGAGGACGCUCAUACGGUGUAUCCUA